ACACCAUGAGCACCAAGGCCAGCCCUCUGCUGCUGCUCCUCGCCUGCUGUGUUUGGUCUGCAGAGUCCCAGAGCGAAGGCAGGAGACAAAGCAUCUGGGAUGAACCCAUCAAAUUCAACACCAAGACCAAAGAUAUGUGCACCAUGGUCGUAACCGGUCAAGGGGAAUACACCAGGCUGAGGCUGUCGUGCCAGAGCAACAAGCGCUCCUACUGGUGUGAAUACCUGGGCAAGCCGAAUACCUGCCGACCCUACAGCAAAAACCCUCGUCACUACUUCGUCCAGAUGUCAUGGGGCCUCAGGAAGCUUCAGAAUGCCUGCAUGGGGCCGAAGCAGAUCAAACCUCACAUGUGCAAGAAGGCAACAGAUGAGUCUCAAAUGGUUUUCUCGUCCGCAUCUUUCUCUCGGCAAUGGCCAGAGGUUUCGACCAGGAUGGGAACAAGAACAACAGGAGCACAGCCUCAGCCUCAACCUCAACCCCAACCUCGACCUCGACCUCAACCCCGACCUCAGCCUCGACCUGCACCUACGAGGCCUGAUCUGACAAGGCAUGCCUAUAUUCCAAGAUUCCCAACAAGAGUUCAGACCCAGCGAAGACCCAAUCAACAACCUACAGCCCCUCCUGUAGAGAGCAACCCAAAGAGGAUUGCUCGGCAGUACUGCUGGAGAUCACUUCAUGGUGUCUGCUCCUACGUCAUUGGUUUGUUUCGGAACUAAUAUUGAAGAUUUACAAUUCUGAUGAAGAUAACUUGUGAUGUCUGAUUAAAGCGGCCCUUGGAGGGAAAAACCAGACCAGACAUUUGUUCAUCCGCAGUUAAAGAACUGUAGCACUCUCUGCAGGCAAAGGGAUGGCACUGCUGUGACGUCCAGAGUAACCUGUCUCACUGAAACCUACAUGCAUAAUCUUCCACAGAGAACCAGGCUGCUUUAAAAUGUUUGGUUAACACACUACCUGUCUUUGAGUGUAUAUAAACACAGAUUUUUAAAAGGUUUUUCACUCAGAAAGCGAUAAAAUACAUGAAAUCUUCGACUUGUGUGAAGGUUUCUGCAGCUGCAUGAAACUUUACAUCUAUCUCUUUCCAGGGCUGGAUGGAUGACUCAUCAGUUUUUGUAUCUAAACUUGUUGACUUGUAUAUCAUUGUAUAUCCUCCAUGCUGAGUAUUACAUUGUUGAGAUUAUUUUUGUCUAAAAAUGAAACAAUUUCUAAACUUCUGUGUGUAUUUGACUGAACGAUAAUAAGAAUGUGAAAGCGA
Messenger RNA from Notolabrus celidotus (New Zealand spotty), 1252 nucleotides. It is a transcript of the gene fgfbp2a, whose product is annotated as fibroblast growth factor binding protein 2a. The record is from RefSeq and is a predicted model, not a curated record. The transcript has 2 exons. NCBI's taxonomy places the organism in Eukaryota, Metazoa, Chordata, Actinopteri, Labriformes, Labridae. Gene Ontology annotation, biological process: cell-cell signaling. Gene Ontology annotation, molecular function: growth factor binding. The coding region runs from base 6 to 716 and encodes 236 amino acids.